This is a messenger RNA of Zingiber officinale, 2394 nucleotides long. Its product is annotated as probable serine/threonine-protein kinase At1g54610. The record is from RefSeq and is a predicted model, not a curated record. The transcript has 7 exons. Bases 212 to 1984 code for a protein of 590 amino acids. Gene Ontology annotation, molecular function: cyclin-dependent protein serine/threonine kinase activity; ATP binding; RNA polymerase II CTD heptapeptide repeat kinase activity. Gene Ontology annotation, cellular component: cyclin-dependent protein kinase holoenzyme complex; nucleus. Gene Ontology annotation, biological process: protein phosphorylation; positive regulation of transcription elongation by RNA polymerase II. NCBI's taxonomy places the organism in Eukaryota, Viridiplantae, Streptophyta, Magnoliopsida, Zingiberales, Zingiberaceae.
UGUUCUUUUUAUUAUUGCUCUCGAUUAUUCCCACCGCCUUCUCAACUCCCAAUUACAAGUGGCAGACUGGCAAGCGCAAGCGAGGAGUGAGGAGCUCCAAACCAAACACCAAGCGUCCAAGCCCUACCGGGUUCUCUCGCCAGAGCUCCGAUCCGUUCGCCGCUCCUCCAUCCCCUCCCCCCAGGAGGCGAUACGGACGAUGAGCUGAGCCAUGGGCUGCUUCCUCACCAAAGAAGCUGCCUCCCCGCUCACCCCCUCCGCCCUCGGUAGACGCCGCCGUCGCGAUAAGGAGAUUCCUGCAGCGCCAGUUGCCUCUGGAGGCAACUCCCAGGCCACCCUGUCCAGGAUCGACACCGACAACACCGCCGCCGAGGCCGAUGACCACGACCGCAAGGAAGACGCGGAGCGACCGGAUGGACAACGACUGACACGGCGCAGACGCAAGAAGCUUGAUCCCAGGUUGAGUAACCUCCCUGGGCAUGCACAGGACGAGCAAGUGGUCGCCGGGUGGCCCUCCUGGUUGUCGAAUGUUGCUGGGGAGGCCAUUAAGGGGUGGACGCCCCGCCGCGCUGACACCUUCGAGAAAAUUGACAAGAUUGGACAAGGAACAUACAGCAAUGUCUACAAGGCCAGGGACUUACUGACGGGAAAAGUCGUGGCUUUGAAGAAGGUUAGGUUUGAUAACAUGGAGCCAGAGAGUGUGAAAUUUAUGGCGAGAGAGAUCCUUAUCUUAAGGCGGCUGGAUCAUCCUAAUGUAGUGAGACUGGAAGGAUUGGUGACAUCCAGGAUGUCUUGUAGUUUAUAUUUAGUGUUCGAAUAUAUGGAGCACGAUCUUGCUGGACUUGCUGCGAGUCCUACCAUCAAGUUCACUGAGCCCCAGGUGAAAUGUUAUAUGCGGCAGUUAUUGUCAGGUUUAGAACAUUGUCACAGUAAUGGUGUGCUGCACCGAGACAUUAAAGGUUCUAAUCUCCUUAUAGAUAAUGAUGGGUUAUUGAAGAUUGCUGACUUUGGCUUGGCUACGUUAUAUGAUCCAAACCAUAAGCAUCCCAUGACCAGCAGGGUGGUAACUCUUUGGUAUCGUGCACCAGAGCUUCUCUUGGGAGCUACUGACUACAAUGUGGGUAUAGACUUGUGGAGUGCUGGCUGCAUUUUGGCGGAGUUGUUAGCUGGAAAACCUAUUAUGCCUGGAAGAACUGAGGUUGAGCAGCUGCAUAAGAUUUUUAAGCUUUGCGGUUCCCCUUCAGAGGAGUAUUGGAAGAAGUCAAAGUUGCCACAUGCUACUAUUUUUAAACCCCAACAACCAUACAAACGUUGCAUAAAGGAUACAUUUAAAGAUUUUCCACCAUCAUCAUUGCCAUUAGUUGAAAAUCUUCUUUCCAUUGAUCCAGCCGAGCGCUUAACAGCCACUGAUGCUCUAAAUAGCGAAUUCUUCAAUACUCCACCAUAUGCGUGUGAACCAUCAAGCCUGCCAAAAUAUCCACCAAGCAAGGAGAUGGAUGCUAAACUGAGGGAUGAAGAAGCAAGGAGGUUGAAAGCUGCUGGUGGAAAAGCCAAUGUUAAUGGAGUAAAGAAGACACGCACGCGGAAUCGAGCUAUGAGAGCAAUUCCUGCCCCUGAGGCUAAUGCUGAACUCCAAGUCAACAUGGAUAGGUGGCGUAUGAUUACUCGUUCUAAUGCAAAGAGUAAGAGUGAGAAGUUCCCACCACCACACCAGGAUGGAGCACUUGGUUAUCCUUUAGAGGCAUCGCAUCACAUGGACCCUUCAUUCGAUCCCCCAGAAGCUUCAUUCAGCACAGUAUUUCCCUAUCAGAAAAGUGAAGUUGCAACAUGGUCUGGACCUUUGGUCGACCCAGUAGCUGUAGGUCAUCCCAGACGAAAGAAAAAAACUGCAGUGAGUCAUAUGUCAGGUAACUUAAAACAGCUUUCUGCUGCUGAUCCUAUCAAGGAUACACAAAAAGACUUGGACAUCACUCAAAUUAGAUGAGACGCAGGCCAUCUGAGCUGGUAAGUUGUUAAUUACUUGAGCAUUUUCGAAUGUUGGUGCAGUUAAGAACUCCACUUAAUUAGUUGCAGACUUAAAGUAGCAUCCUUCACCUUAUUCGAUCUCGCCGAUGGCCCUGUUGUCUUUUGUAUUGAGAAGAGUCUGUUGGCACUAUGUAUAUUGUUGUUCUUUUCUUUUUUUUUUUUUCUCUUCUAUUUUGAUUCCCUUAUUAGAACCGGACUCUAGCAUUAAAUAUCGAGUUAAUUGUCUGGAAUCCUGUAAUUGUAUUUAUGUUCUCCUUGCUCUUCUACUCAGGCUGUUUUAGAUUAAUGUUCAAGUGCUGUUAGCGAAUAUGUAAUAAACCCUAUUCAAAUGCUGGGAUAGCAUCUUAGUGUAAUAUCUUUUAUUUGUAA